AUGAUAUGUGCAUUGAUUGCAUCUACUGGCUGGGCACAACAAGCUGAUUGGGUUUCAGAAAUAUGUCAAGGUUAUACAACAAAUCAAUAUGUUGCAGCACUAGUGGAAUGUAGUGAAAAUUCAUCACCAGAUUCAUAUAGAUCACUUUCGGCAAAUACAGUUAAAACAGCAACAAUAGUUAUUUUUGUUCUUAGUCUUGUUGCUGUUUUAAUUAUUUUUUUAAUUCAUGUAUUUGGAGCAUUACGUAAACGAAAAAUUUGGAAAAUUGCUACUAAAGUAGUUGCCAUCAUAUUAAUUCUAUUCUUUCUUCUUGUUCUUGCCAUAUCUAUUGCUGCAAUUUUUUGGGAAGUAAAAUUAUCAACUAUAUUUGGUUCUCGUUAUACAUCAAAUUCUUAUCAAUCAACACCAAAUGGUUAUCGUAAAGCACAAACUGGUGCAGCUGGUGCAGCCGCAGGUUUUGGACUUCUAGCUGCAAUUUUUCUACUUAUUGAUAUUAUUUGUCGUUUAUUAUCUAUGGGGUCAUUACGAAAACGAAAUCGAAAACGAAAAAUGCGUGUUGAUGCUAUAUCUUAG
Molecule: messenger RNA, 573 nt
Organism: Rotaria sp. Silwood1
Lineage: Eukaryota; Metazoa; Rotifera; Eurotatoria; Philodinida; Philodinidae
Source: the annotation of a GenBank genome assembly